ACCCAAACAUAGAAGGAAAUCCCAUUACCCAAAUCUCACACCUUUACGUGAGAUUUGAAAUCCUAGCAAGCACGAAGGUUAUCUGGCUCCUUCGAACACAACAAUCGGCAGCGGAACUUCAAUCGACAGAGUACACAUAAUGUCACAUAGUGACAUGGCCCAAGAUAAUGAUAGUGAUAUGGAUGAGAUUGAAGAAGAUGAGAGUAGAGAAGAUAUGUAUAGACAUAUUAGAUAUUUAUUUGUAGUCAUUCAGACCGCCAUAUACAUGUUAAGCUUGCACGUAGUUAAAAUGCAUCAGAAUCGUGUGAACCGUUACUCACUUGCGAGGAGACCAAAAACUAGAGAUGGCUAUGACUAUAUUCAUAAAAUCCUGAAGGAAGAUCCAAAAGAUUUUCGGGAUAUUUAUAGAAUGUAUCCAGACGUUUUCUUGAAAUUAUGCCAUAUUAUUAGGGAGAAACAAUUGUUGGCAGAUACAAGGUACGUCAGCAUUGAGGAAAUGCUUGCAACAUUCUUAGUUAUUGUUGGUCAGAAUAAUCGUUAUUGUCAAUUGCGCAAAACAUUUGGAAGAUCACAUUUCACUGUUAGUCAAAAUUUCAACAAGGUUUUGAAGGUGCUACAACAUUUUGCGGUUGAAAUGAUGGCAAAACCUGGACGUACGGUGCCAGAAAAAAUAAGAGAAAGUACCAGAUUUUAUCCGUAUUUCAAAGAAUGUCUUGGAGCUAUUGAUGGCACACAUAUACCGGCAAUGAUAUCUGGCCGUGAAACAAGUAGCUAUAGAAAUCGUCAUGGGAUUAUUUCACAAAAUGUUUUGGCUACUUGUAACUUUGAUCUACAAUUUAUGUAUGUGUUGAGUGGCUGGGAGGGAUCAGCACACGAUUCAAAAGUUUUGACCGAUGCAUUGACAAG
Messenger RNA from Cuscuta epithymum, 906 nucleotides. The record is from the annotation of a GenBank genome assembly. NCBI's taxonomy places the organism in Eukaryota, Viridiplantae, Streptophyta, Magnoliopsida, Solanales, Convolvulaceae.